GACUGGGAAAGGUCACUGCACGGGCCGACACCCCGCAGGUCCCGCCCGCCGCCCCCGCGGGGGUCCCCUUGUCCCCGGGCGCCCGACCCCAGCGGGCCCGCCGAGGGGCGCCGCCGCGGCGGUGGGGGCGGGCGGGCGGCCGGGGCGACAGCUGGGGGGGCGGCCCUGACCUUCCCGCGCGAUCGAUGGGGCGCGGCUCGGGCGGCGCGGAGCCGGGGCGGCGCCGACCCCCGCCCGCCCCGCUCCCACUCCCGGGCGCCGCUAUAAAGGGGCCGCGGCCCGACGGCCGCUCAGCCCCCGCCCGGCGCCCACCAUGGCCACUCGGGCCCUGCUGCUGCUGCUACUGCUGCUGCCGCCGCCGCUGCUCCGGGGCUGCGCCGCGCGCCCCGCGCCCCCCAGGGCCCCGCGACACUCGGACGGGACUUUCACCAGCGAGCUCAGCCGCCUGCGGGAGAGCGCGCGGCUGCAGCGGCUGCUGCAGGGCCUGGUGGGGAAGCGCAGCGAGCAGGACACAGAGAACAGCACAGCCUGGACCAACUCUGCGGAGGGCCACCUCUGCCUGCUGUGGUCGGACGCGCCCACCCUGCAGGCCUGGAUGCCCCUGAGGCCCCCCGAGGAUCAGGCCUGGUCUCCCCAGAUGCCUCUUGGACUGAGGGCUGGGGUCAUGGUGUCAGAGCCGGCCAUCCCUGCUGCUGAGGGGACCCAGAGGAGGCCCUGAGGAAGAAGGAACCUCCCAAGGGGAGCCUGGA
Molecule: messenger RNA, 749 nt
Organism: Orcinus orca (killer whale)
Lineage: Eukaryota; Metazoa; Chordata; Mammalia; Artiodactyla; Delphinidae
Gene: SCT
Product: secretin
Exons: 4
Coding region: 314-718 (134 amino acids)
Biological process (GO): negative regulation of gastrin-induced gastric acid secretion; positive regulation of pancreatic juice secretion; positive regulation of somatostatin secretion
Cellular component (GO): extracellular region
Molecular function (GO): hormone activity
Source: RefSeq, a predicted model, not a curated record